Monoraphidium neglectum is the source of this 2397-nucleotide messenger RNA. Its product is annotated as Lipin-1. Lineage: Eukaryota; Viridiplantae; Chlorophyta; Chlorophyceae; Sphaeropleales; Selenastraceae. The transcript is spliced from 5 exons. The annotation marks the transcript as partial. Gene Ontology annotation, molecular function: phosphatidate phosphatase activity. The record is from RefSeq and is a predicted model, not a curated record.
AUGAGCACCAGCACAGCAAGCAAGACCUCCCGAGCCGCGUCCGCCCUGGCGAGCGGCGUCGGCGGCGUGGUGCUCGGCGGGACGGCCAUCUUCAGCGCCAUGAACGGCUUUACGCCGCACAUGGCGGGCUCUAUCGACAUCAUGGUAGUCGAGCAGCCGGAUGGCACGCUGAAGUGCUCUCCAUUUUACGUGCGCUUUGGCAAGUACACUCCCAUGCGCGCCAAGGACAAGGUGGUGCGCAUUAGCGUCAAUGGCGAGGAGGCGCCCUUCAGCAUGCACCUGGGGGCUUACGGCCAGGCCUACUUUGCGGCCGAGACGACAGAGAUUGUCAGCGACGCCAGCGACGAGGACGACAUGCUGUCAGGCAUGAUGUCGCCGCCCAGCGGUUACUCAUCGGCAGAUGAAGGGGCGCCUUAUGCGAAUGAGGAGAUCAUGUCGGCGGUCAGGGAGGAGGCCGAGCGCCGCAAGCGCGAGGGCACAGCGGGCGCCGCCGCGUUGCGGCAGGCCGCGGACGCGGAGCGGGAGGGUGCAGCAGGGGCUGAGCGGGUGCAAGAGCAGCAGCCGCAGGCUGGCGAGGCGUCAACAUCUCAGCAGCAGCAGCAGCAACAGCAGCAGAGGCAGCGGCAGCAGCAGCGGCACCCGACCAGCCGUCUGGCGGUCACGAGUGCCGAGCCUGUGGGCGCCAGCGGCGAGGAGAGCAGCUCAGAGCUCUCGGAAAGCUCGGAUGACGCCGCAUCCUCUGGCCCUCCCGUGCCGGCCCCCGCCGCCACCCUGCCCCCGCUCCCGCCCACUUCACCCCUCCAAGUGCGCCGCCGCUCCGCCGGCGGCGGCGGCACGGGCGGCGCCGCGGCGGCGGCGCUCGAGGCGGCGGCGGCCGCGUCGAGCGCCGCGAAGGCCAGCACGCUCGCGGCGCCGAACGCGGGGCCGCUGGAAGACCUACUGCUGGAUAGUAAGUUUUCUGUAGCUGCCACGGAUUCGGUAGACCUUCUGGAGGCGCGCGCCGCGGAGCGCGCUGCGCCAGGCCCGGAGCGCGCGCAGCACGCGUGGGCUGUCGCGCGGCGCGCGCCGGCAGCAGCGGGCGGGCUGGACGCGCCGGGGGCGCCGGCGGGGGAUGGCAGGCCCGCUGCAGGGGCGUCGCCUGCCGUCGGCAUCCCUGCGUCAAACGGGCAAGAGCUUGACCGAGAGAGUGUGGGUCCUGCUGAUUCCUCAGCGCAAAAAGCCGCGGGCGGGCUGCCGCCGCGGCCGCAGCAGCACAGACCACCGGCCGCGGCCAGCGCAGCGCCCUUGGCGGCGGUGUCCGAGGGCGAAAGCGCCGCGGCAGCAGAGGAUGCUGCUGUGCUGGUUGAGUCGCUCGAGGUUGGCGCUGCAAGUGCAAAGCUGGCCGCUGAGGCGGCAGAUGGCGCCCCAGCAGCUGCGGAUCAGCGGCCCCAGCAGGAGCAGGAGCAGGAGCAGGAGCAGGAGCAGCAGGAGGAGGAUGCUGGGCCCAUCCUUGGUGGGAGCUCCAGCGAGGAGGAGGGGGAGGAAGUGACGUCACCGCCGUCUCCCGCGCAGAACGCUAAGCCCCCGCCGGGCCUGCUGUCUGCCAGCAUCAGCAAGGCGCGCGACGCCACAGGCGCGUCCUCGGCGGCGCCCGCACCCGCACCCGCGGCCGCGCCGCCGGCCGCGUCUUCGCCGGUGCCCAUCGCGGGUGCGGCCGCCGCAAACGGCGACGCCGCCGCGCCGCUGGGGGCGUCGCCGGCCGACGCGGGAUACCUGGCAGACAGCGAGGGCCCGCACGGCGGCGCCGGCUUGGCUGCGGCCUCGGGCACGGGCGCGCCGUCCGCCGCGGGCGCGGCCGUGCCUGCCGCCGCGUUCCACGGCGCGAUGGCGCUGGGAGGGCAGGGCUUCCAGAUGUCCCUCUGCGGCCACCUGCUGCGGCGUGGCACGCCCGCUGCAGAGGCUCUCCAGGUGUUCGAGGCGCACCGCAUCACCGCGGCUGCGUGGGCGGCGGCCGGCGCGCGCCUGUGGCGCGAGGAGUCGCUGGUGGUGCGGGUGGGGGGCGCGCUGUACCCCUGGGCGGCGGCGGCGCCGGCGGUGAUGGGGACUCUUGCGUUCGGCGGCCCCUGGCACGAGACGCUCGCGGGCGCGACCGCAGCGGGCGACGGCGACACGUGGCACCCGCUGCGCGUGCAGGAAGAAAGACAGGGGCCGGCCAAGAAGGUCGGGGACGGUGGCGACGCUGUGGCCGGCACGACGCCGCCGGGGGCCGGCAGCAGCUGGCGGCUGUGGCCGUUCUCGGGGUGGCGCGACGCGCCCAGCGCGGCAGCGGCUGCGGCGGCCGCUGCGGCAGGCAGGCCUGUGUCCGCGCUCGCGUCGGCGGUAGCCGCGGUCAAGGGCUCCGGCGGCGGCUCGGCGGCC